Molecule: messenger RNA, 2794 nt
Organism: Amoebophrya sp. A120
Lineage: Eukaryota; Dinophyceae; Syndiniales; Amoebophryaceae
Source: the annotation of a GenBank genome assembly
GGCAAUAAGAGAAAGUAAACCACUUGUUUGCAACGUCAUCGCCGCCCGGAGGUAGCGUACUGCUCACCCGAGCUCUGAUGAUGUUGCGCAGUUAUUGUAGUAGCUGCGUUUAUUCUCUUUCUCUUGCUCUCCGCGCAGCAACAACGACUAUAAUCCUUUCGACGAGGACGAACUACUUGGCAAAGAUGUGAAAAAAUUAUAUAUAUCAGCAGCAAGAAGGAGAAGAACAAAAAGAAGUACUGAGUAAAGUAAGAGUUCAUGCCGACGUGUCCCACGUAUAACGGAACGCCAGGUGGGGGCGACCUCGACCACGACAUGAACUACAACACGUACGUUGGUGGCGGUGGGGAACAUGAUGGUAGUACUGGAAACAAGCUUUUAGAGCAACCGCCAACGGGGGGACACUACAACACGACGACCCCGCAAAACCAGUUCCUUUCCAGUGGCGGUGGAGGCUCGUCUGGGUCGCGAGAUCAAGGAAACUAUCACGAGAACAACGCGAUGAUGUACAAUUACAGCCAGGAUAGUUACAACAGCAAUCACAACUUGAACUUUUACGGCGCAGGCGAUUACGCAAACCCCAACGCAGCUGCCGCCCCCGCGUUUGGUGGCUCUUACAACGCUGGGAUGUCGACCGGCGGAGGAGGUUUGUUGGUUCCCGCAACAAGCAGGUCUUCAACAAUGGCCACUACUACCCCAAACAACAUGCAGCUCCUCGUGUCCCCGGGCGAUCAGCAACAGAUUCAGCAUGCGCACCUCACGGCCAACGGCAACAUGAAUUUUGGCUAUAACUACAUGAAUACGACCUCGGCGUUGAUGGGCACUGGGCCGGGAGCUGGGUUUUCCGGUCCACAACAGCAACAGCAUCUUCACUUCCAGCUUGUCCAACAAAAUCGCACCCCGAGCAAUACGAUUGUCGUGAUCCCUACGUACUGUUUCAGCACCGGCCCGCGGAACGCCAGUUGUAACACGCUCAUGGUGCGGGGGCGAGGGAGAUUAGAGAUAGAUCUGACACAGGUCCUCCAGCUGCCUACGGAAAAAGAAGUCCAGAUAGCGCAGCACUUCCUCGAAGCAGGCCCGGAUGUGCGAAAUUCGGAAAUACAGCGGAUUUGCGACGAUCUGCACUUGCAAACCGGGUACGUCCACAUUGAGUACGAAACGUUAGAGGGUUUCUUGCAGGCCAUCGGCGAUACAGCAUUUGCGGAAACGUACUCGCAAGCAACGUUGGACACAGUCGUAAAGGUGCGCGACCGCCUCAAUCGACAGAACACCGCAAUCGAGUUUGCAGUUGCGAACGCCGUCGCACGAAACGAAGGCUACUACACGGGGAUCCGAGCAGCAAACCACAAUUUGCUUGAGCGUUUCGACAACAAGCUGGACUCGAUAAAUGUGUCCGCAACUGCUGCUGCGUCCUCUGGUGCGGAAAACCAUGCGCUACUGCUUCCCCUGAACCAGGAACACGAAUAUCAGGCCUUCUUGUCCUUAUGUAAGGCCUUAUGUUUCGACUUGUUUGAUGAGUACUUGUCAACACCUUUUCUUCGUGUCUUGCACAUGCUCUUGUCGCGCCAAUGGCAUAUGCUUGUCGCACCAAUGGCAUAAGUGAAUAUGCGUGGCAGGAGCUUUUGCAGCAAUUCAACUUUUUCAGUAUCUACUUUGCCGGCGGUCCCCCGUCGUAUGAUUUUAUUCUAUUUUCCUCAAGCUUACCUAUAGCUUGGUAAUCCACCAUGUAGAAGUACUACAAAAAAUGAAAAUCAUGCCUGUGCAGAUGCGACCCGGAUUGCCGGAACACCCGGCAACGUCGGCGACUCGUUGUGGAUAAUGCGCGGAUUCCUGACAGCUGCGGCGCAGACGCACCAAUUCGCAAAGGAGGCUGAAACCAUAGCGAAAGGGUUGGGGUCUAUUCGGGACCUGGCGACCUUUGGCUCGGGCACAGACACCAGCACCGGCAGCAACAGCUCGAGCCAGCAGAUGUUUGCCACGGCGAAAAGUAUUUUCCUCCUCGCGUUGCUUCUACUUGUGGCGCCAAUUGUGUUGUUUUGCCUGUGCAUUAUAUCAUGCAGCCACGCAAAGAAUAAAGGCUAGGGCAAGCGCUUGAGUCCGGGCGUGUCCUCGCGUGCAAUUGAAGUCCAAGUCCUGAAAUCAGCAUCAACUCGCUUGCUCACGAAAAGAAACAAGAAGAAAAAGAUAAAAUUAAAAAAAAUACUGACAUGACAGGUCAUCCUUCCGGGAUCUGGACGGAGGAAACAGAACGCACUGUGAUUAGUUGUUUCGGAUUGCUGCGCUGUUACAUAUUUCCGAAUGGGGACGGCGAUGGGGAGAAGUACAGUGAGUUUCCCACGAUUCGAACACUGCAAGUCAUUCGCAAGUAUAAUCUGGUCCAUUUUUUUGAGCAACAAGAGCAUUUAUCGUCCUGCGUGUGGUCCUGGUUUUCAAGUAUCGUCUUACUCUUACGCUUUCACUCCUAAAACUGCCAUCAAUCCGUCGAAAAAUAGUUCUUACUAAAUUAGAAAGAAAGAACCCCACAACUCGUUCCAAUACCAGAUCGCUCCGUCGUCUUGUGGGAAUUGCGAGGUGGGAUGCGUUGGAGAUGGAAGCGGUGAACCAGCAGCCCUUGGAAAGCAAGGAGUUCUUCAAGAAAGCCAGGUUGGACUUUGAGCGCAUCUCGCGGUUGGAGGCGGCAAAGGCCGAGGAAGCCGAGAAGAACAAGAAUUCUGUGGGAAUUAUGGUGCAGCAGGGCCUAGAGGCGCUGGGAAUUCUACGGGAAGGGAAAACGGACUGGAAUAACCCAUCGUGA